Molecule: messenger RNA, 306 nt
Organism: Cylicostephanus goldi
Lineage: Eukaryota; Metazoa; Nematoda; Chromadorea; Rhabditida; Strongylidae
Source: the annotation of a GenBank genome assembly
GUGGACAUCAUUGUCAUUGUGUUCUACGUUUACAAAAUUUUGCAAGAGAUGUUAACGUACGAAGAAUUGCACCGCAAAAGCGAGCAACAGAUGGCCGAGCUACAGGCGCUCCAGGACAAGGGGAUGCAAGUAGCAGUACCAAUAGCAUUUAUGCGGAAACUGAAGAAAGAACAGCAAACUGCCGAAGGUUUCGAGUCUGACAUACGUGGUGGCGGUCCAACACGACCACUUCUGAACGGUGUGGCCACACCGGAAAGUACUGCACUUUCUAGAAAAAAGAGUUCAUUGCCAGUAGAGAUCGACUAA